AAGAGGAGCGGAGCCUCGCGUCUCUCUUCCCGGAGAUCAGCGUCUUGUCCGCGGCCUCGGACGGCCGGAUGACCCGGGCCCUCGAGCCUCCUCAACGGAUCUCCGGUUCGUUCCCCAAAGAAGAAGCGACACGAUGCGGGAAGUUCACCUGAACAACGAGACGUGCGGGAACGCGUCUCUGCUCAGGUUGUGGUGCAGCACUCAGUCCGGUCUUUGUUCAGUCUCUGGAGGUCAGAGGCCGAUCUACACACACCUGGACAACAGCAGCAACAGUACAGAUGUGCUGACCGAUGUGAUCUACAACCCCUGGCUGGGUCUGACUCUGGCCCUGCUGUCGGCCUUCCUCAUUGGUGGGAGCGUCAUCCUGAAGAAGAAAGCUCUCCUCCGAUUGGCCAGCAAGGGACACACCAGAGCAGGUGACGGAGGCCACAGCUACCUGAAGGACUGGUUGUGGUGGGGCGGCCUGCUGACCAUGGGAGCUGGAGAGCUCUGCAACUUCGCCGCCUACAUGUUCGCUCCGGCCACGCUGGUGACGCCCCUGGGCGCGCUGAGCGUCCUCAUCAGUGCCGUGCUGUCCUCCUACCUGCUGCAGGAGGUGCUGAACCUGGUGGGGAAGCUCGGCUGUCUGCUGUGCGUCCUGGGCAGCGUCCUGCUGGUCAUCCACGCGCCACAGGAACAGGAAGUGACAUCACUUCAGGACAUGUCCGACAAGCUGCUGGAGCCCGGGUUCCUGGCGUACGCGGCCGCCGUGCUGCUGCUGUGCGCCGUGCUCGUCUUGUACUUCUCUCCUCGGGUCGGUCGCUCCAACAUCUUCGUCUACGUCGGCAUCUGCUCGCUGCUCGGCGCCUUCACCGUCUCCUCCGUGAAGGGCCUCGCCAUCGCCGCCAACGCCGUGGUUCGAGACGUCUCGGUGCUCGCUAGCCCGCUCACCUGGAUCCUGCUGGUCACGCUCAUCGUCUCCAUAGUGACGCAGGUGAACUACCUGAACAAGUCUCUGGACAGCUUCAACACCCUGCUGGUCUACCCCGUCUACUACGUCCUCUUCACCACCGUGGUUCUGUCGACCUCCGUCAUCCUCUUCCAGGAGUGGAGUAGCAUGGCAGCCGUGGAUGUGGUCACGACGCUGGGCGCCUUCCUGGUCAUCGUGGUGGGCGUGGCCAUGCUGCACCUCUUCAAGGAGACGCAGAUGACAAUGGUGCAGCUGACCAAUCAGCUGCCUCAGCCGGUGGAGAGGGCGGGGCUUCCACGGGAGGUUUCAGCCAAUGAAGGAGCAGCAGCAGGAGGCAGGAGCAGGACUAAAAAAGAUGACAAAUACGGACUGAUGGACAACAGGGUGAUAGAGAGUCUUCCUCCGAUGAGAGAUGAAGGGCCGAGGGUCUUCAUCAUCAGCUGAAGAAGAACUCAGGUUUCUGCUUCCUGUCUGGACUUUGUAGUCCAGACUGGUUGGGUUGUAGUCCUCAUUCUGUUAGUCUUCUUUUAAAAAGGUUCCUGUUCAUCGUUGAGGUCCAUCAGCUUUCAAGCUAGACAAACUAAACUCUGAGUCACUUCCAACAACACAUACAACUACUACAAAGACACAAACAACUACUACAAAGACACAAACAACUACUACAAAGAC
Cyclopterus lumpus (lumpfish) is the source of this 1618-nucleotide messenger RNA. It is a transcript of the gene nipal4, whose product is annotated as NIPA like domain containing 4. Gene Ontology annotation, cellular component: membrane. Gene Ontology annotation, molecular function: magnesium ion transmembrane transporter activity. NCBI's taxonomy places the organism in Eukaryota, Metazoa, Chordata, Actinopteri, Perciformes, Cyclopteridae. The transcript is spliced from 10 exons. The coding region runs from base 134 to 1393 and encodes 419 amino acids. The record is from RefSeq and is a predicted model, not a curated record. Gene Ontology annotation, biological process: magnesium ion transport.